This is a messenger RNA of Ilyonectria robusta, 1809 nucleotides long. RefSeq lists its product as uncharacterized. Gene Ontology annotation, cellular component: nucleus. Bases 1 to 1809 code for a protein of 602 amino acids. The record is from RefSeq and is a predicted model, not a curated record. NCBI's taxonomy places the organism in Eukaryota, Fungi, Ascomycota, Sordariomycetes, Hypocreales, Nectriaceae. The transcript has a single exon.
AUGGCCUCGGACGCCUCCGCCUUUGCCGCGACCGACGCCUCUCUCGCAACGCGCCCAGGUGCAACCCCUCCCGACUUCAUCCCUUCAGACGAUCCAGUGAGACUGUUGAAGCGGCCUCGCUCACCUUCGCCUGCCUCGCCGCGCUCCCAGUCGCAUCACAUCAUAUCCAUCGGCUCUCCGACAAAAGCCGCUCGCCUGGCUCUUGCGACCGGACCCUCUCCACUGCCCUUAACGGGUGCCGCCGCGCUCGAGGACGAGCGCCGGCGACGCGACGACAACAUCGACGACCAAGAUAUCCACGUCCAACACCAUCCGCCAAGUAGCGAAAACCCUAGCCACAAGGCUCUCGCUUCCCUCAUGUCCGGAGCGGUCCAAGCCAUGAGUCGCCCGGUGGACAUGCCCCAGCCAGCUCCUACGGCACCCAUGGAAGCCUCCCCCAAGGCGCCGAAUCCCGUAUCACUGGCGCAAACCGCGGCUGCCCAGAUUGUCGAGCGUGGCGAAACGAGCCCUCAAAGUGCAACCAGCGUCGGAGUUGCUGUCACAGAGAGCCCGGCCCCAAUGGAUAUUGACACCAAAGUCGAUCCCCAGACGUCGCAACAAGUUGUCGGCCAAGAAGAGAGGCCUCAGCCGGGGUCUUUGUCGUACCCGGGGUCUCUCCAGUCAAGUGGUCAUCUACCAGAGCCACCAGUUCGUGGAAUGAGCUUUCCUAUGCCCUCAUCGGGCCAGACAUCUCCCCCGGGAUCUGCGUCAAAGAAGCACAAGUGCCCAUACUGUAACACCGAAUUUACGCGCCACCAUAAUCUCAAGAGCCAUCUCUUGACUCACAGCCAGGAGAAGCCCUAUGUCUGCACCGAUUGUCAGAUGCGCUUCCGUCGUCUCCACGACCUGAAGCGCCAUGGUAAACUACACACUGGCGAGAAACCCCACAUUUGUCCAAAAUGCGAUCGCAAAUUUGCCCGUGGUGAUGCCUUGGCUCGUCACAGCAAGGGAGCUGGUGGAUGUGCAGGGCGACGGUCAAGCAUGGGUAGUUUCGCCGAUGGCGACGAGUUGGACGGGAGCAUGGUCGAUGCGGACGAUUCCACCAUGUCGGGCCUCCCUUACGAAGGAGAAGAGGACGAAUUGAGGCGGCAGAGUUUGCCCAGCAUCAACCCUCAGCAUGUCGCUGGAACACCGACGGAUGCGUAUGUUGCUCAUUCUCGAACGUAUCCACCAACAGGCGCUCGACCUGGUACCAGCGGAUUAUACCCUCCAAAUGUAAACCAGAGUCAGGCAAGCUCCAACGCAUCACCCAGCGUGACAAACAGUCUGGCGAGCAGCCACACCCCCAGCACGAGCAUCUCUUCUGUGCCUGUCGCUGCGGCUACUGCUGUCAUGUACCCCCAAACCGGCAUGACGGAGAGCCCGAAGCCGCUGAGUCCCGGUGUGCCUGCCCACGACUCAACCAAUAUUGCUCGACAGCGAUCGCCGAGUCUAUCGCAACAGCUCCAGCAACAGCAAUAUGGUCGACGGGCGUCAGACCUGCAAUCACCGCAUAGCGGGCAGCCUCGGCCUAAACUCCCUGGGCUGUCUCACCCUGGCUUUGCCGCACCAAGCUCGUCGGGAUUCACGCAUGCGCGAAGCGGGAGUGGAGCACAGGCAGGCGGCGAGAGCGGCAACAUGUUCGCGCAAAGCGACCCAAGCGUGUGGGCAUAUAUACAGACUUUGGAGGAGAAGGUCAAGUUACUAUCAGACAAGGUUGUAUCGCUGGACCAUGAGGUUUCUGGCCUGAAGCAGCAGAUUGAGAACCAAGAGGCGGCCGCCAGAGCGUGA